Molecule: messenger RNA, 2270 nt
Organism: Macadamia integrifolia
Lineage: Eukaryota; Viridiplantae; Streptophyta; Magnoliopsida; Proteales; Proteaceae
Product: PSME3-interacting protein
Exons: 7
Coding region: 1598-2206 (202 amino acids)
Cellular component (GO): nucleus
Source: RefSeq, a predicted model, not a curated record
UUGAAAUAAUUUCUAGAUAAAGACAAAUUGGCCAUUAGAGGAGCUCUUUAGCUGCUUAGCCUAUCUGGUAAAGAGUGUUAUGUUUGGGAGACUUAAUUUUCACACCGAUAGCAUGUCAAUGACUAUUGAAGAGGUUGCGAAGGGAAUUCUCUAUGGAUUAGAGGUCACGUUCAAACAAGGAUGAGGAGUGCAGGAGAUUUGGGGUGAUGUGAACGGGGUUGAAAGGAUUAUGGAACUUAACAAUUUUUUGAAGUGGCCGUGGUCCACUUUUGUUCUUCGUAUGAAACUAUGGGAUUUUUGUUUAAACCUAACUUUUUUGUAAAGGAUGUAAAUGACUACUCCAUCAGCUUAGUUAAGAGUACCUACAAGGCCCUAAUUAGGAAGUUCUUUAUUCAAAAUGGAAAUAUCUUGACUACAGAUGUAGUUCUUUUGUAACUCUUUUAUUUCGAAUUAAAAAAAAAAAAAAAAAUCCCUUGCCUUGUAUAUAUAGUUAUUGAUGAGGCAAAAUAUGUUUCCUUCCUCAGCACGGCUAAAGUGUAUAUGUAAACCUGAACAGAAGACUGACCAGCCACCUCGGUCUCUCCUCGUGUUGAGCAGCCACCUAGGCCUCUCUUCGUUCCGAGCAGCCACCUCAGCACAAGCCACCUCGGUUUCUCCUCAUGCCAAUCAAUCAUCUCAACUCAACCAACCUGUCACCUCGGCUCGACACAGUCAAAUAAGGCACCUAGAGAUGUGCAGACAUCCACUCCUACAUUCAAGGGACAUGAUCCUUGAUCAUAGGGGCAAGACUUUAUCCACCACACGUCAUUAGAGGCGUCCACCCCUCUCACGACUUGCACCUCCGAGAUCAAAAGGGAAUAUUUUCAGAACAUGCCCCUAUAACACUGAAUAUUCCCAGAAUCACAGAGCUACUCCCCUCAAGGACUCUACGCCUAAACAGGACUCUCAACAAACGCCCCUCCUUCUCUCUCCAUUAGUAACUUAUAAAUACCAAGGUAAGCUUCCAUCAUGGGAGAUCGAUCACUUCUCUUUUGACUGAAUACUCUCUUGAGUAUCUACUAUAGAAAGAUCUGACUUAGGCAUCGGAGAGUCCCCCGUCGGGUCAGCCCCGCUCUCCCUUGCCUUCUCUUUUGUGCAGGUCUGCUGGAGCCUUAGGAGAUGCAAAGAAUAUCGACUGGUCAAUUUUUACUGCAUCAGUUAUAAUUUAGAUAAGGGCCAUGGAUUAAGCAUCAUACUUUUUUUUAAUAUAUAAAUUAAUAAUUUAAAUAUAUUAAACAUAUAAAAAUAAAAAUUGAAAAUUAUAUUUUUAAUUAUUAUAUAAAAACAGGGCCAAACCCUUAGCCUGACCCUCCCUGAAUCCAGAAAAGCUGAGCUCAACAUUGGGUUGGAUCAGGCCUGGGUUUUCAAAAAAUGGGGCCAGCUCGGGCCGACCCUGUUUCACUUGCACCCCUGUUACUAUUUUUGUUGCGAAGAGGGGUGAUUGUAGAAGUUGUAGAUGUCGUAAUUGCAGAGGUAGUAGAUUUCGGAAGUGUUUGUUUGUUUUUGGGUUAACGGUUUGAUUUCGGAAGUCAAGAGGAGCAAAAGAAGAAACGCUAGAAUGGCGGAAGAACCCACUCAUCCUCUCAGGCUGGUGAAUUUCGUCUCGGAGGAGCAGUUGGACCAAGCUAAGAAAUCGAGGGGGGAGUGUGCUGAUGAUGGCACAGCGCAGAGGGAUAGGCCUCUCUUUGAGAUUCUAAAGGAGAAUAAAGACAAGAAAGAUGCCGAAUUCAAUGAACGGUUCAAGCAUAGACCACCCAAAGCCCUGGAUGAGGAUGAGACAGAGUUUUUGGAGAAACUGGAGAUGUCAAGAAGGGAAAAUGAGCGGCAGUUGGAAGAAGAAGAAGCUGAACAGCUGAGGACCUUCCAGGCAGCAGUAGCAGCCCAUUCUUCAACCAUACAUGAACUUAAGGAGAAGACACCAUCUGUGCCUAAAGUUGAGGAUCAGAAACCACCAGGAAGGCAGAACCCCAGGAAUCGACCAUUAGGUGGGUUGAUUAUUACAGUCAAGCCACAGGCAAAGAAGGCAAAGACAGAUGCAGCAACUUCAGAGAAACCACUAGACAAAGUGAACGGAACUAACUGUAAUGUGGACAAAUCACCUGACAUUGCUGUGAGUUCUCUUGGAGGCUUGGUCUCUUAUAGUGAUGAAAGUGACGAUGAUAGUUAACCUUAUUAUAAGCCUUGUUUGUUAUUGUACCUUUAAUCCAGUUUUUUUUUUUUUUUUUUUUGGG